This is a messenger RNA of Struthio camelus australis, 6063 nucleotides long. Lineage: Eukaryota; Metazoa; Chordata; Aves; Struthioniformes; Struthionidae. The record is from RefSeq and is a predicted model, not a curated record.
UGCCCUUUCUCUUAGGGACUAAGUUGUUCUUUUAAUCAAUUAACUUCUUAAUUUUUCUUUAUUUUCCUUGCCUCCUACUUUGAUGUUAGAAGUUUAAUGGGCAAAAGAAGUGCUGAGUUUAUCCAGCAAUGCCUGGUUGGAAACUUUCCAGCAAUGUUUCUGCAAGUUUUUGGAAAAGCUGGUUUUUGACCUAGGUACUAAAGGGCUUCCUGCUGUACCUCUGUGAAAAAGAAAUCAUAUUGCUGUUAGUCUUCACUUAAGUCCUUGAAGGAGCUGUGGAUGUCACCUUCGUAACAAACGUAUGCUUUUGUAUUCAGUCAGAUUAACCUAAACUUAAUAUAAAAAAAUUAAAUUACCUGCAAAUUGGUAAACCUAUUUAUUUUGUGAGCUGUGUCUCAAGUGAAGCAGAUGCUACUUGCCCCUGGCAAUGAGAUCCAGUGGUAUAGAGACAGGAGCAGAGAAUCAGGCUCUCAUUAGUGGUCAGUAUAUUAGUGACAAGCAACUUUCAAUGUCAUGUUCUGCACAGUAGGAAUAAAGAUAACUUGAGUUUUUGUUGCUGAGUCCCCUAGAUUGUAUGAUGAAUAUAUUCCUGAACAGAGCACAAAUAAAUAGUUACAUUGUUCAGGGUUAAAAAGAAAUAAUAUGUAAACUUGCUUAUGUCUCUGAGCACAAUCUAGUGUCUGCAUUGGAUAAAGGAAGAAGACUGAAAAAUUAUGUAGUUUAAACUGGUCUAAAACAGGCCAAAAUAAUUCAAAUUGCAGGGGAGCUCUAAACUUUGCCUUACUUUGCAGGAUACUGUUUUGAACAGUUUUUGAAGGAAGUCCUUGCAAUACAUACUGCUGUGACACUUGCUGAUGCAGUCUUGAAUUCAGUCCUGAAUCCUGAUGCAUCUUUUCUUAAAUGGUUGCUGGUGGACCACACUGAAGAAUUAAGUGAAACAGGCCAUAAGUCUGCAACAAUCAAGGAGUCGCACUGAAUUCAAGUUCAGAAGUGCUUUACCCAUGAAAUCUGCUGGCUGUCUAGCUGAUUCUGUCCUGUCAUCAUCUCAACAGAAUUGGAUUUACAGUCAUGGAGGAAAAUCAGCAGCAUUCACACUGUGUAAACUGUGUCAGUCGUCGCUGUAUGACCAGACCAGAGCCUGGCAUUUCCUGUGAUUUGAUCGGCUGCCCGUGGGUUUGUGGAGCAGUUUUUCAUUCAUGUAAAGCUGAGGAACAUCGUAUUUUAUGUCCACUUGAAAGAGUGCCUUGUUUGAAUAGCGGCUUUGGAUGUCCCUUCAUAGUAGCCCGAAACAAAAUUGCUGAUCAUCUAGAAGUUUGUCCUGCAAGUGUGGUAUGUUGCACCAUGGAGUGGAAUAGAUGGCCAGUCAGUUACGCAGACCGAAAAUCUUACGAAAAUCUGAGUAAAGAUGUUGAUGAAGUGGAGCAGCUAGAUAUGGCUUUAGCCCUUCAAGACCAGCGCAUGUUACUAGAAUCACUUAAAGUAGCAACUAUGAUGUCAAAAGCAGCUGAUCAAAUAUCAGAAACCAGAGAGCAAACCUCUGUCAAAUCAAGUGCCCCAGAUGCAGUGCGCUCAAAUGGUUUGAUGCCUGUAGAUGAAGAUUCCUAUGGUGCACUUUAUCAAGCUACUGUAGAAACAACAAGGAGUUUAGCUGCUGCUCUGGAUAUCCUGAACACUGCUACAAGGGACAUCAGUAUGUUAAGUUCAAGGCUCUGUAUUUCACCACAUGAAAGGAGGGAAGACACAGAGAUUAAAGAACAAGCUUCUAAUGGAAUUGUACAGGAUGAAAAGUCUGACCAUGAGUAUGCAGAUGAAGAUAACAUAGGAGCCGUUGGGGGAAUUAACUUUGAUAGCCUGAGUCAAAAUUCGCAAAUGGAGCAAAAUGGUUCCAGUGAUAUUUGUUAUGACAUAAUUCAAAAACAUGACUUAAAUGUAAACCUCAGUAAUUCCUCACUUUUGUGUAAUGGCUUUCAUGUAGAAAAUGAAAGUUCAAAGGUGUUGGACCAGAAUGAAGGUCUUAGUGUGUCUAAUUCAGAACCAUCCAGUCUAGCAAACGGUGAAUAUACUGCAUCUCCUGAGGAUGAAGUGUUACAGCCUUGCAGUUCCUUCCCUGCAACAACACAACUUAGAGAAGUAAUACCAGCUGAUCACUUAGUUAAUGGCAGUGUUAAUCAUGUACUACCACAUAAUGCUAAUGAAGAAGAAAUGUUAGAGAGACAGGUGGAACAAGAAAGAUUGAGAAACGUAGAUGCCUUUUCACUUUUACGGCAUCGAUCAUACAAAUUCCUUGUUAAUCACUAUUGGUCCACACCAAAGGAAGACAAAGCUGUUGAUACAUCAGAUUUGGAGAUAACAGAAGAUCCCAUGGGUCUGCAGGGGAUUGAUCUAAUCACAGCAGCUCUGCUGUUUUGUCUAGGAGACUCUCCUGGAGGUAGGGGGAUAUCAGAAAGUCGCACUGUUGAUGUGUAUCACGUUGACUUUGGGACCCAAACAUUUUCUCUCCCAUCUGCUAUAUUGGCCACAAAUACAAUGGUGGGAGAAAUAGCUUCAGCUUCUGCAUGUGAUCAUGCCAACCCGCAGCUCUCAAAUCCAAGUCCAUUCCAGACCCUUGGACUGGAUUUGGUAUUGGAAUACGUGGCUAGAUACCAAACAAAACAGCGUUCAAUGUUUACAUUUGUUUGUGGACAGUUGUUUAGGAGGAAUGAAUUUUCUUCACACUUUAAGAACGUGCAUGGUGACAUUCAUGCUGGCCUUAAUGGCUGGAUGGAGCAAAGGUGUCCAUUGGCAUAUUAUGGCUGUACAUAUUCUCAACGUCGGUUUUGCCCUUCAACACAAGGGGCAAAAAUUAUUCAUGACCGCCACUUACGGUCAUUUGGAGUUCAGCCUUGCAUAUCUACAGUAUUAGUAGAACCAGCAAAAAGCUGCUUAAUUGGACUACAUAAUGACCACCUGAGUAGUCUACCUUUUGAGGUUCUGCAGCAUAUUGCUAGUUUUCUAGAUGGCUUUAGUUUAUGUCAGCUUUCAAGAGUGUCACGUUUAAUGAGAGAUGUGUGUGGAAGCUUGCUUCAAGCACGUGGAAUGGUGAUACUACUUUGGGAGAAGAGAAGGUACCCAGAUGGAAGUUCUUCGUGGCAAAUAAAAGAAAAGGUUUGGCGAUUCAGUACAGCCUUCUGUACUGUGAAUGAGUGGAAGUUUGCAGACAUCGUAAGCAUGGCUGACCAUUUGAAGAAAUGUAGCUAUAAUGCUGUAGAGAGAAGAGAGGAGGCUGUUCCACUGCCAUGUAUGUGUGUAACACGAGAACUCACUAAAGAAGGACGUUCACUGCGCUCUGUUUUGAAACCUGUACUUUAAAUAUUGAAACCACUCCAGUUGCACAUACACUCAAGCACCUGAUUAUAACCUCGGUAAUACUAUGUGACACUUUAUUAAUGUACUAAAGAUACUUUCUAGCUAAAUCUACUCUGUCACUGUGUAUAUAAGGUUUGAAGUGACAUUUAUUUUUUAUAAUACCGUUUAGCUGGAAAGUAAUGAAAGUUGCCUUAACUAAGUCUGAAAAAUUCGGAACUUGCUGGACAGGGUAGUUUUAUCUAACUUAUAUAACUUAAAAACAAAACCCUAAGGUGUUUUCUGAUUCACUGGUGCCCAUGUUUCUGUUGACUGAUAUCAUUUCAAAAAUGGCCUCCUAAUGGUAUGCACAUUUAUAUAGGAAACACUGAAUUGCAGUGGGACAAGAUCUUGACCAAAUAGCGCGCUCUGUAUUUGAUCUUCCUUUUAAUAACAAAUUAUCAUCCACAUAUUUGAAAGAUAAGGAAAAAGUCAAAGCUUUAUAAUAGAUGUCUCGGACAAACAUUCAGCUUUUAAGCACAUCUUUUCUCAUUAAAUCAGUGUUCUAGUGCUCUUCCUAGUUAACAGGCGGUCUAGGAUAAGCAUUUAAAAGUGUUAGGAACGAUCUAAGUGAACUCUGAUUUACAGCAGCUUAAUUUUUGGUACAACUUGCUUUUGACCUAUCAACAAUGAUUGUUUUUCUUUUGAACUGGGUAACAGUUACUUCACUUUUGGGAGCAAAACGUUUAAAGCUAAAACAUGGAAAAGUAGUUUUUACACUCGCACCUACGACGACAUCUGAUUUAUAAACUUUUUUCCUUGUUCUGCAGUUGGCUGAGGGUUAAAUUGCUUGAGCAGUCGAAAUUCAAAGUAUGUGAUUAACAGUUACGAAUUUAUAAUGCAGCUAAUGAAAGGGCUUUACUUGUUUCAUGGUAUCGUGAGAUGUAUUGUCUCCUUUCUGUUACUUUGUCUAUAAAAAUGCUGCUUUUUUGAGGAGCAUUUUAGAUUACUGAUACGUAUAUUAAAUGCAUCAUCUUCAUAAGAUGAGACAUGAUUCAUUAUUUACAUAAGGCAUAUCAGAAAUAUAUGUUCAAUCACAUCUGUUAAAUGAACAGCUCCAAUUUGCUUCCAGUCUUCCAUAAUGAAAGAUCUUACAAAGCAUUUGUGAAGAGAGUAUACAUGCUAUGAAAAAUGCCCUGGUAUAGCAAAACUCUAAUAACUUGAACUGACUUUCCAACUUGUUUAUAUUAAUGUUAGUGUCUCUAGCCUGUUGCACUUAGCAACUGUGCCACAAAGCUAAAACAGAAACAGACCAGUGCUUGGAACAAAGAAAUACAGUGCAUAUUUCCAUUAUAGGAAAAAUAAAGAGAUUGGUAAGGAGGAGAUGUUUACAAAAAUGACUAAAUUUAUUGCUCGUAAUUUCUGUACUGGACACUUGUUUAUGGCUAGUCUGGCUGCAGUUCAUAACUUUGGUAUCUGUGCAUUUCCCAUUCUGGGUCCAGUCCAGCUAAACAUUCACUGCCUUUUUCUUUCCAGAGUGCUAAGGGUACCCAGAAAGAAAUUAAAUCUCGUUCUUUAGUGCCAUGAGUUGAAAUUACUGAAGAGCUUAAACAGAAACUCUGCCUGGAUUUUGAAACUCUGUCCUCUUUCCACACUUCCAUUUUUUUGGUUGGAGGGAGAAAGGGAGUGAACCCUCAACGGAAGUCAUUGCUAUUUGUGGUAACUCUUAGCUGUUGCCACAGUUACGUGGAAAGGAGAAUCUGGAUCCAUGUACAACUGACCACACCAACUGGGUUUUAAGUGGGUUUAUAAAGAAACCACCCUGUUCUCUGAGUACACACACUGUAAAGCUUGUUACCCACAAAUUCUUCAGUACAAGGCAGGAGACAGGCUUUCAUCAGUUCUUGUCUUUUUAGCUCUAAUAACUUCUUGCUGCUGCUCUCCAGUGUUUAAAAGUAGUCAUCUGACUGGAAGGAUCCUGAAUGUUGAAGAGUUUAUGGCUGAGUCUUUGGCUAAAUUUACUUUAAAACAUCUGUCUUGGGUUACUGAUUUUUAUUUUUUAUUUUUAAAUCUGGAAUGUGGUGGGUUUGGUACUUGGCAUUCUUUGUAACUACCUAGAACCCUGAUAAUCUUAGGGUAGGCAGAAGUGUCUUUUGCUUAGGAGGAGAGGGUGCUCAGUUAUAGAAGCGGAUGUUGAAAGAAUCUUACAGUGCAGAUCUACAUCUAAAGUAUCAUCUGUUGGAUCUAUUAAAAUGAACUUAAGUACUUCAGUGUUCUUCUUCAGAGAUAACACUAUUUCUCAAUACAUGCACUUUUGUUUUCAAAUGUAGAUACAGGCUUUUUUGUUAAAUUAGUUUAUUUUUUAUGAGAAUCCAGAGCUAUUAAAAUAUCUGUGUUGUAAACAAAAUCUCUGCCUUGUAAACUGCGCCAAAUGCAGGAAUACAGUAUCAUUAGGAUAACACCAUUUUUUACACUGCUAUGCAGUUUGUAAAACAUUUGUGGUGUGUAGUCAGCCUAUCAAAGUGUGGCUUCUUGUUCAUGUUUGCCCUUGAAUUUUAAAAAUAUCAUAUCCCUUUCCUGGUACAUCUUCCUUACAGCAUAUAUAGACAGUUGUUCCAGUCUUUCUUUUACUUGAUACCACAUUGCUACUUUGUUUAAAAUAUGUUUUCAGUCAUUAUGCAAUUUUUUUUUUUUUGCAAUGUCUGUUAAAAUCCUAAUAAAACCUUUGGAGUUUCUCUUUUA